Messenger RNA from Trametes versicolor FP-101664 SS1, 1116 nucleotides. RefSeq lists its product as uncharacterized. Gene Ontology annotation, molecular function: structural constituent of ribosome. Gene Ontology annotation, biological process: cytoplasmic translation; ribosomal small subunit assembly. The coding region runs from base 57 to 944 and encodes 295 amino acids. The transcript has 4 exons. The record is from RefSeq and is a predicted model, not a curated record. Gene Ontology annotation, cellular component: cytosolic small ribosomal subunit; ribosome; 90S preribosome. Lineage: Eukaryota; Fungi; Basidiomycota; Agaricomycetes; Polyporales; Polyporaceae.
AAAGCCUGCACGCCGUCAAGCCCGACGUCCUCAAAACAAGCCCACAGCGGUCCGCCAUGUCGUCAAAACUCCCCUCCGUCCUCAGUGCUACCGAUGAGGAGAUCCAGCUCCUGCUUGCGGCCCAGUCGCAUGUCGGCAGCAAGAACUGCGACAAGCAGAUGUUGCCUUACGUCUGGAAGCGGAGGUCCGACGGCAUCAACAUCAUCAACAUUGGCAAGACCUGGGAGAAGCUCGUAUUCGCCGCCCGUAUCAUCGCUGCCAUCGAGAACCCCAACGACGUUUGUGUGAUCUCCGCUCGUCCCUACGGUCACCGUGCCGUCCUCAAGUACGCCGCCAACACUGGCGCACAGGCGAUUGCGGGCCGCUUCACCCCCGGUAGCUUCACGAACUACAUCACCCGUUCGUUCAAGGAGCCCCGUAUCAUCAUCGUGACCGACCCCCGCGUUGACCACCAGGCGAUCCGCGAGGCGUCCUACGUCAACAUCCCCGUCAUUGCGUUCUGCGACACCGACGCGCCCCUGAAGUUCGUUGACGUCGUUAUCCCCAUCAACAACAAGGGCCGCAACUCUGUCGGUCUUGCUUGGUAUCUCCUUGCCCGCGAGGUCCUCCGCCUCCGCGGCACGAUCCCCCGUACUUCCGAUGGCUGGAACGUCAUGGUCGACAUGUUCUUCUACCGCGACCCCGAAGAGGUCGAGAAGCAGCAGCAGGAGGAGGCCGCUGCGAAGGCCGCUGCCGUCGCUGGCGAGCAGCCCGAGGCUGCUAUCAACGAGUGGGACGUCACGUCCGCUCCCCAGGCGGGUGGUAUCAACCCUGGCUUGGUUGCUGGAGAGGGUGCUCUCGACUGGUCCGCGGAGCCCGCUGCUGCCGGCCCUACCGACUGGUCAGCAGAGCCCGCUGCCGCUGGCUGGGCUGCGGAGCCCGCGGGCACGAGCGGUUGGGAGUAAGGGAUUCGCUGGGCCUCCUUCGUGCGCUGUCGUUUCUCAUCGCUGUCUGGCAAAUGUUGUGUUGUACUCGGGAGCCCAAGCUUAUGCUGAUGUCUUUGCCAUGACACGCAUCGCACCAUUUUUAUUCGAUGCAAAACUAUGUACAGCGUAUGACCAACACGACAUGCUUUUU